CCCUAUCAUUGAAGUAUUUGUUACGACAACUACAUGCCUCGAGUUCCAUACGUCCUCCCGAAGCGCGGGGAAUCGGCUAUCGCGGACAGUAUUAGGCUCCGGCGAAAGGGCGAGGAACUGACCGAAUUGGAUGGCGUACUCCUCAACGCUCCAACGAUCGCAGAAGGUUACAAUGCGCUCUUAAAGGCGGUUCGUACAUCAAGCAGCUUACCAGAUGACAUCAGGGAAUUGAUAAUUCUGCGUGUAGCAGCCUUGAAUUCUGCAUCCUACGAAUGGAUCCAACACGAGCCAAUCGCGCGGAAGGCGGGGCUAAGCACGUCUCAGCUCUUGCUUGUCAGAGACAUAUCCGUUGUUCCCGCAUUGCUCGAACAUUUGAACGCUGACGCAGCUACGGGAUUGUCGCCAUUGCACGCUGCAGCCAUGGUCUAUACCGAUUAUGUAACACGAUUUGUGGAGAUUCCGCAAUCCGUUUUCAACAAUUUGCGAUCCAAGUUAGAAAAUGACCAGCAGAUGCUCGAACUGACUACAACCGCAGCAGCAUAUAACAUGGUGUCCAGAAUUCUAGUGGCUUUGGACGUUGGAGAUAAGGCUGAAGAGAAGGUUCCGGUUCCUCACUAAGACUCGUAAAGAAGCAAAAAGAUCGGUUGGAAGUGGACGUAUUUGGUGAUGAUUGUCAAUCAAUAAAUAUACGAAGUACACGGAAAUAAAUCGCUGCCCUCU
Fomitiporia mediterranea MF3/22 is the source of this 720-nucleotide messenger RNA. RefSeq names its product carboxymuconolactone decarboxylase. The record is from RefSeq and is a predicted model, not a curated record. The transcript has 4 exons. Bases 34 to 618 code for a protein of 194 amino acids. Gene Ontology annotation, molecular function: peroxiredoxin activity. Lineage: Eukaryota; Fungi; Basidiomycota; Agaricomycetes; Hymenochaetales; Hymenochaetaceae.